AUGAACAUAGCGCACCACAGACACCACGCUGCCACAAAGCACUACACAACACACCACACACCAGCACAGCACUACACAACACACCACACACCAGCACAGCACUACACAACACACCACACACCAGCACAGCAUUACACAACACACCACACGCCAGCACAGCACUACACAGCACACCACACACCAGCACAGCACUACACAGCACACCACACACCAGCACAGCACUACACAACACACCACACACCAGCACAGCACUACACAACACACCACACGCCAGCACAGCACUACACAACACACCACACGCCAGCACAGCACUACACAACACACCACACACCAGCACAGCACUACACAACACACCACACACCAGCACAGCACUACACAACACACCACACACCAGCACAGCACUACACAACACACCACACGCCGGCACAGCACUACACAACACACCACACACCGGCACAGCACUACACAACACACCACACACCAGCACAGCACUACACAACACACCACACGCCAGCACAGCACUACACAACACACCACACACCAGCACAGCAUUACACAACACACCACACACCAGCACAGCACUACACAACACACCACACGCCAGCACAGCACUACACAACACACCACACACCAGCACAGCACUACACAACACACCACACGCCAGCAUAG
Molecule: messenger RNA, 669 nt
Organism: Scylla paramamosain (green mud crab)
Lineage: Eukaryota; Metazoa; Arthropoda; Malacostraca; Decapoda; Portunidae
Product: histidine-rich glycoprotein-like
Exons: 1
Coding region: 1-669 (222 amino acids)
Source: RefSeq, a predicted model, not a curated record